This is a messenger RNA of Passer domesticus (house sparrow), 2031 nucleotides long. RefSeq lists its product as uncharacterized. The coding region runs from base 1 to 1461 and encodes 486 amino acids. Gene Ontology annotation, molecular function: DNA-binding transcription factor activity; sequence-specific DNA binding. The transcript is spliced from 5 exons. NCBI's taxonomy places the organism in Eukaryota, Metazoa, Chordata, Aves, Passeriformes, Passeridae. The record is from RefSeq and is a predicted model, not a curated record. Gene Ontology annotation, biological process: regulation of DNA-templated transcription.
AUGCCGUGCCGGGCGCUGCCCUUCCGUGCCGUGCCGUGCCGUGCGGAGCCCGGCCAGCGCCGGGAGCCGCCCCGCCCGCGCUGUGCCCGCGGCCCCGGCUCUGCCGCGCUCGUCCCCGCCAAGUCCGGCCCGCGCCGGGGCCGCGCUGGGCGCGAGCGCAGCGCCCCCCUCCGGCCGCGCGCCGCCGGCGCAGCCGCGGCCGUUGCGCCGCGGGCGUUGCGGCCACAGGCGGCGAUCGGAGCCAUGGCGGAGCUGCCGCUGCCCGCCGGGCUCAGCGCCAGCGCCUUCCCCGCCAAGCUGUGGCGCCUGGUGAACAGCCCCCGCGUCCGCUCCGUGCGCUGGGACAGCCGCGCCCAGGGGCUGCUCGUCGACCGCUCCCUCUUCGAGCGGGAGCUGCUCAGCCCGGGCGACGCCCACGGGGGCGGCGAAGGGGUGGGGCCGACGCCGGACUCCUUCCAAGCCACGCACUUCGGUAGUUUCGUGCGGCAGCUCAACCUCUACGGCUUCCACAAGGUGCCGAGCCGGGUUGGCUCAUCUGAGCCCGGCGAUGCCGGGGGCUGGCUCCACUUCAGGAACCCCAACUUUCGCCGCGACCGCCCCGACCUCCUGCUCCAUAUCAAGCGCCUGACCAGGGCCAACAGGCAGCGGCUGGCAGCGGGGCUGGAGGUGCGCAGCCGCCAGCCCAGCCGCUUCCAGCAGCUCCGCACGGAGCGGCCGCUGGCGUCCUUCCCUGCCGGGCAGCCGCCCAGAGCCGUGCUCUCAUACCAGGACCUCACUGCUGCCUCACCUGAGGGUUUACAGCUGCCUCCAGGCCCUUCCAGGCUAAGCGCAGGUGCUCAGGAGUCUGACCUUUUCCUGACAUCUCCCAAGAAAGUCUUUGCCUCAUCUGGAUUUCUUGGGGUUUCAUCAGAGGAACCAGGCACCAGCAAAUUUCAUCUCAAGCGUGAGCUCAUCAUUCCGCUGGUUCCCAUAGACUGCAGAUGCCGCCCUGAGCUCACGGUUUCUCUGCGUCCCAUAGACCAUCACAGCCCUUCCAUGGCCUCUCCAGAGGGAAGCAGCUGCACAUCUUCAGAGCAGUAUUUGCCAGCCUGCAGUUCAUCAGCCACCCCAGGCACUUCAGGCCCCAGCACUCCAGCUGGCAGUGCUGGUUUUGCACCAUGGACAGCCCCCAGCUGGCUGUGGAAUACUCCUGGGGAAGAGGAAUUGCCACCACCAGAUCUGGACAUGGUGCUUGAGACGCUGGAGGAGAUGUUUUCUCCCUCUGCUCAGGGGAAUAUUAAUGUUGCCCCAGAGUCUUCAGGAGGGCAGCCUGUGGACAGAGCAGAAGCAGAAGGAGCUUUGCCUGGCACCAGGAGGUGCGGGAACAAUUCCCAGGAGCCCGAAGAGCUUGAUUUCCACCUAAUCUACCUUGCCAGGAGGGCUGCCCUGCGUGAGAAAAAGGAUCGGAGGGAGAGCCUGUGACCAUCGGGCAGGUGGAAUCCCUCCAUUUAUACAUAGAUUUAUAGAUUUCCAUAGUUCUAUUUAUAUAUCCUUGUAGUUACAUUUAUUGAUUUAUACAAUCCUAUUUAUAUAUCCACAUAGUUAUAUUUGUAGGUUUAUAGAGAACAUAUAUAUAUAUAUAUACAUCUAUACAGUUAAAUCUAUAUAUAGUUUUUGAUGUGAUAGAGUUAUAUUUAUGUGCAUGUAGUUACAUUUAUAGAUUUUAAAAUUUACAUUUAUAUACAUAGAGAGUAAUAAUAUAUUUUUAAUAUUUUUAUAUUUAUAAAUCUGCAUCGAUAUGUAGUUAGAGUUAUAUGGAUUUUUAGAUGGAUAGAUUGAUGUUAGUGUAGGUCUAGGCAGUAUUUUUGCCUCUUUCCCCCUCGGCUGCCUUUUUCACCUCUGGCUUUUCCCCCUGUGCCCCCUGUGUCCCCUCUCCCUGGGCUGGGUCCGAGCUGGCGGCCGGGCCGGGCGCAGCAGCAGUUCCAGCCCCGGAUGUCCCUGGAGCGCUGGGAGCUGCCGGUGGCCCCAGGCACUGUCCCCUGAGGAGCUGCU